Messenger RNA from Phyllotreta striolata, 1545 nucleotides. The record is from the annotation of a GenBank genome assembly. NCBI's taxonomy places the organism in Eukaryota, Metazoa, Arthropoda, Insecta, Coleoptera, Chrysomelidae.
AUGGCCACGAACACCAACUUCUACACGAAUCCGGCUUUUUGCCAGCAAAGUGAGUACCCGCCGCGCGUUUUGAGCCCCAAAAAUGUCAGACAAUCGCCCGUUGGAGCGCAAUGCGUGACGCAAAACAGGGAAUCCGGGACGAGCCGGAGCCGAGUGAUAGAAGAGCACCUGGAAGAGCAGGAAUUUUACGAGGAAGUGCUGGUGGACGAUAAGGGAUUUAUUACUGAUAAAAAGUUCGUUGUGGUCGCUCAAAAUAACGAGGGGAAAAAGUAUAUUCAGGUUCCCCAAAAUGAAGAUAAACAUGGUAGCAGAUACGGUUUAGUUUCUCAAUUCGACGAUAGGAAAGGAGCUCGAUAUGGAUUACCCGCUGCAAAACCUAAACUAACAAGAAGCCAAAGUCAACGAUACGAGUAUAUUCAAAUGCAAGAGCAAAACACAUCUCCAACCAGACGACCCCAUUAUCUCGAAGAUGUUGAUGUAUCACCAGCAAGAUUCCAUAGGUAUGCAGUCAUAGAACCUGAAGAAGAAACGGAACUAUCAAACCAAAAUACACGGUACGCUCUAGUUCCAGUAGACCAUCUUAAUAAUUUCACUGGUAACAAGCAAACAUCGGUUCAAUCCAAAUCAAGAUACGAAUACAUACAGAAUCAACAAGAAACAGAAAACCCACCACACAGUCCGACUAGAUACGAAUACGUCCAAUCGACGCCGCAAAAACCACAAUACAGUUUUAAUUACAUAGGCCAAUCUCCGCGCCCUGGUAACUUGGCAGCAACGCAAAAACUCCACGAAAUCCUCUCCACGCCGAAGAAAACGCCCAAUCAAUUGUUCACCGCGCAAUCGGUCCAGAAAUUGAUCCCGCAACUCUCGCCCAUCACCAACGAGCACCAGCAGCAGCAGCAGCGACCCACCAGGAACCCCAAGAAGCCCCCGCCGAAGGCCCAGCAGAAGCUGAACUACGCCUUGGGCGUGAACCACGCCGCCCAGGAUAAGAGACACUUGGCCAUCGUCGCCCCGAUGUGCUCCAGUCCCAUACAGAGCGUCUACAGCGAGACCACCUUCUCCAAGUCGGGCUCCUGGUCGAACCUGAGCGUCAAGGCGCCCGUCCAGGCGACGCUGACGUUCGCCGCGAUGGUGCUCUUCGUCUGCGGGAUCAUCACGUCGGGGCUGUGCUUCUACCUGAUUUACUUGAUAGAAAGACAGUACUAUUUGGACUUCGGAGUCGUGGCCGGGUUCACUUGCAUGCUGUUGGGACUGCUGGGGUUCAGGAGCAGGCGAGUGUAUUGGUUGCCCAAUAGGAACUACAUUUCAGGGUAUAUAAUACUCAGCGUGUUCAGUUUUUCCACGUGCGUGGCGCUGAUGAUAUUUCUGGUUAAGCAGCCGAAGAAAGGAUCUCCGUUGGGGGAUAUGACUUCAGGGGCGGUUUGUGGAUUUUCUGUGCUGUCUUUAGUCUUGGCGACCAUGGGGGUGGUUUCUAGUUAUUGUUGUAAAUAUCCCCCGCCUGAUAACAGGGUCCAACACUGCGCCGAAGGCUUCAGAGUUUAA